UCCUCCCUCCCUCCAGCUCACAGAGAACAGCACGGUACCCGAGGGGGUGGUCGAGAGCUGACCGGCAGGUCGCGUGGGUGUGUGUGUGUAGUGUGUCCCGCCGUGAGUUUCCCGCCGGUUGAAGUAUGGAGGAGUUAGCCAGAGAAAGUAUCAGCCUUUUGGCUUCAGGCUCUGCCAAACCACCGCUGGACGCUCGGCUCGGCCCCAUGGGGGCUAUUUUCAUCAUGCUGAAAUCUGCCCUGGGCGCUGGGCUCCUCAACUUCCCCUGGGCCUUCGAGAGAACCGGGAGUAUCCGCAGCGCAGUCACUGUGGAGCUGGUCUCCCUCGUGUUCCUGGUCAGUGGUCUGAUCAUCCUGGGCUACUCCUCGUCCAUCAGUGGCCAGUGCACUUACCAGGCGGUGGUGAAGAAGGUGUGCGGGCCGGCCAUCGGUCAGCUGUGUGAAAUCUGCUUCGUCUUCAACCUCUUCAUGAUUUCUGUGGCCUUUCUGGUUAUACUGGAUGACCAGCUAAGGAAAUUGUGUGGCUCCCUCUAUGAGCUGGUGGCUGGUUUGCCAGAGUCAGAGAUGCCUUACCACUUCUAUACAGACCAGCGAUUUCCCCUGGUGCUGCUCUGCAUCUUCCUCAUCCUGCCGCUGUCCAUCCCCAAAGAGAUAAGCAUUCAGAAAUAUGUCAGCGGCUUAGGCACUCUUGCUGCAACCUACCUGACCAUUGCCAUCAUCAUCAAAUACCACACCACGCCAGCUGUUAUUGUUCACAUAACCCCUCUCUACAGCAGUGGGAUCAGCUCCUGGGCCUCCAUGUUCAGCGCCAUCCCCACCAUCUGCUUUGGUUUCCAAUGCCACGAGGCGUCCAUCGCCAUCUACAGCAGCAUGGAGAACCAGCGGCUCUCUCAUUGGGUCUUCAUCUCUGUGAUCUCCAUGAUCUUCUGUCUCGUCAUCUACUCCCUCACGGGGGUUUAUGGGUACAUGACAUUUGGAAAGGAGGUCAAGGCUGACAUUCUGAUGUCAUACACCGGCGAUGACAUUCUGAUGCUGAUCGCCAGGCUGCUGUUCGGAGUCUCCAUCAUCACUGUCUAUCCCAUCAGCCUGCUGCUGGGCAGAUCAGUGAUCCAGGACCCCCUGCUAAGCUGGCGGCGGAGGCGUGAUGGCGUGGUGACGGUGAAGUUUGAAAUCCGCAGCCGCUACAUGCUGACAGUCCUGUGGAUAACGUUGACACUUCUCAUCGCCGCGUUUGUACCAGACAUCAGCAAGGUCAUCAGUGUCAUCGGAGGCAUCAGCGCCUUUUUCAUCUUCAUCUUUCCAGGACUCUGUUUGAUGUUUGCCAUGCAGUCUGAGCCAGUGUCCUGUAAGACCAGAGUCAUCCUCACAGUUUGGGCAGUGGUGACCCUGAUCUGCGGAGCUUUCAUCUUCGGCCAGAGCACCACCAUCGCUGUCAUGCAGCUCCUUGGAAGGAUCUGACUGUUUCCUUUUUUUUAUUCAUGGAGACAGUGAUGACUAGAUGUUAACUUGUACUGCUCCUUUUCUCUUUUUCCCCUCCUAUAAAUAGUCCUUGAUGGUCAUACUUCACCAGUGUAAAAAUGGACAUGACCGCUGAACAAUCAAGAGGCCCCUCAAAACUUGCAACUUAUGGCCUAUGGCAAAUAAAAAAAUGUCCCUCCUUCAGUGUCAUGGUAUGUUACUCUCAUUUGGGUUAAUUGUUCUUAGUUGUAUCUUGGUAAUGAGCUCCGUCUGCCUCUUGCAAUACUGAAAUGAUCUGACUGAAACCCUCAGGUAUUUUUGCAGUUUGUUGUAUCGUAGUUGACGUACAGUCAUCGCAUUUAUUAUUGCAUAUUUGAGCAUAUCAGUAUUGGACCUGUAUUCAGAAAACAGAUAGUCUGUGGAGGACAAAUAGCCUUAAACGGAUAGUAGCUUAUAAACAUGUUUGUCACUGUUUUUAUUUAUCACAUUCUUGAAUAUUAUAUUUCACUGUAUGGUAUGUAUGGUAGUGUAACAUAAAAACUAACUAGAACAUUGUAGCAAUGUGAAAUGUAAACUGUAAAGAUAUUAUCAUGUGCCAAACAUGGUGCAGUAAACCAGGAAAGUUUCAACCAUUUGCACAGUCUUCUGGUUACCACCAGAAUAUGUGAUGAAGGAGGCCUGAUUAGGAAUAUUCACCAGACCUGCUGGUAUCUACUGUCGAGCCAUAUAAGACUGAGUUGUCAGAGAUUGCUUGAGUUUGCUACAAGCGUUGGGGAGGGAUGAUAUUUAGACGUUUCUGUACAUGUAUAUUUGCAUGUUUGUGUAAAUAAGUUGUAUCUUUAUUUGUAUGUUUAAUGAAAGAGCUGUAUUGUCAUAUUUGAUAAAUAUAUAAUGGUGUGUAAAGUAGUCACGUUAAGAGUGAAAAUUGAGAUAAUGAAUGAGAUAUUAAUAAAAUAAUUUUUAUAUGAAA
Messenger RNA from Micropterus dolomieu (smallmouth bass), 2427 nucleotides. It is a transcript of the gene slc38a8a, whose product is annotated as solute carrier family 38 member 8a. Gene Ontology annotation, biological process: amino acid transmembrane transport. Bases 126 to 1457 code for a protein of 443 amino acids. The record is from RefSeq and is a predicted model, not a curated record. Lineage: Eukaryota; Metazoa; Chordata; Actinopteri; Centrarchiformes; Centrarchidae. Gene Ontology annotation, molecular function: amino acid transmembrane transporter activity. The transcript has 10 exons.